AUGGACAGGCGGCCGACACUGCUGUGCCCGGUGCAAAACGCAGCAACUAUUCUGGGCCCUGAUGGCCGCAGGCAGCUGCGCUGGGAGAAGAUAGAGUACGUCUUCCUGAUCAUCUUUACCAUUGAAGCCACACUCAAGAUCAUCGCCUAUGGGUUUCUACUUCACACGGACGCCUACCUCCGAAACGGCUGGAACGUGCUGGACUUCGCCAUUGUCUCUUUGGGGCUGGUCACGGUGGUUGUGGAGCAGAUCAACGUGAUGCAGGGCAUACCGCCGUCGGGGAAGGGUGGCUUUGACGUCAAAGCCCUGCGAGCCUUCCGCGUGCUGAGACCCCUGCGCCUGGAGUCGGGAGUGCCAAGCCUGCAGGUGGUCCUGAACUCCAUCAUCAAGGCCAUGGUGCCCCUGCUCCACAUCACCCUGCUGGUCCUCUUCAUGAUCAUCAUCUACGCCAUCGUCGGGCAGGAGCUGUUCAAGGGAAAGUUGCACAAGACUUGCUACUACAUCGGGACAGAUAUCAUUGCCAAAGGGGAAAUGGAGAAGCCAUCCCCGUGCACCACCAACAGCCACGGGUAUCACUGCACCCUCAACGGCACUGAGUGCAGGAGUGGGUGGCCAGGGCCCAACAACGGCAUCACCCAUUUUGAUAAUUUUGGCUUCGCCAUGCUGACUGUGUAUCAGUGCAUCACCAUGGAGGACUGGACGGAAGUCCUCUACUGGGAGUGUGGGCUGAGGGCAGCUUGA
Malaclemys terrapin pileata is the source of this 741-nucleotide messenger RNA. RefSeq names its product voltage-dependent L-type calcium channel subunit alpha-1S-like. Lineage: Eukaryota; Metazoa; Chordata; Testudines; Emydidae. Gene Ontology annotation, biological process: calcium ion import across plasma membrane. Gene Ontology annotation, cellular component: voltage-gated calcium channel complex; membrane. The transcript has 6 exons. The record is from RefSeq and is a predicted model, not a curated record. Gene Ontology annotation, molecular function: high voltage-gated calcium channel activity. The coding region runs from base 1 to 741 and encodes 246 amino acids.